AUGCUGCGAGCCGCGCUAUUGUUGGCGCUGAGCUCCACAGCUCUGGCAGUAUUUGAGUGUUCCAAUCAAGAAACGACGGCUUUCGUGCGUAUUGCUAGAGCUCGCCUCGAUGGAACCCCAGUUGUCGUGUCUACUGCCGGUCACGAUCUCACCUGCGCUCAGUACUGUCGAAACAACAUCGAACCAACCACUGGCGCUCAACGAGUUUGUGCCUCGUUCAACUUUGACGGACGAGAGACUUGCUACUUCUUCGAUGAUGCCGCUUCACCAGCCGGGACAAGCCAAUUGACCGCAAACCCAUCGGCAAAUAAUUUCUACUAUGAGAAGACGUGUCUACCAGGAGUUUCUGCGCACGAAGCAUGCACCUACCGAUCGUUUUCAUUUGAGCGAAUGAGAAAAACGGUUUUGGAAGGAUUUGUUAGGAAAAGCGUACAGCACACUGACAGUAGAAAACUACAAUGA
Molecule: messenger RNA, 462 nt
Organism: Cooperia oncophora
Lineage: Eukaryota; Metazoa; Nematoda; Chromadorea; Rhabditida; Trichostrongylidae
Source: the annotation of a GenBank genome assembly